GAACACGCGCUGUCAGCACGACGACAACACGUUGCGUGAUACGCCUUAUAAUCUUCAGAAAUUGUUGCGGAAUCCCAAUCUUGCACCACAAUCUCCUCCGCUUUGAGUUUUGUUGAAAACAUGUCUAUGGCUACCGUGUCGAGGUCUGGUCCACAACCGGACACAGCUGAACUGAGAGAGUUGCUCGGCACGAUGAAAACCACGCUGGGGACAUUGGGACAUACGUUCAAAACCCUAAACGAACAGUCGGACAAAAUAUCCACGUUAGGACCGACAAUGCAACAUGCUUCAGUGCAGAUCCACGGCUUGAGACAACAAAUCCAAAAGCAAGAUAGAAAGCAAGAGGUUCGUGUCAACGAGAUCAAGUCAAUGAUCCAGAACGAAAUGAAGGACAAAUUCGCGCUGGACCUCCAAUCAUUCAUUAAUGACCAGAUAAGAAAGGAAACAGCACUGCAAGUCAAAGAACAGGUCAGCUUGCAAAUGAAAGACCACGUUCCACUUUCUCUUGAAGAGCAAGUCGAGGGCAGUCGGAAGCAAUUGAUCGAGGUCCGCCACGCGCUGCAAAAUUCAGAGUCGCGGAGGGCGAAUUCGACUCUGGAGACCGAUAACCUGAACGACACCUUGCAAGUGGUCUUGAAACCCGAUGGCACAAAGAGUGCAUUGUAUCCAGCAAACUUGAACUCGCUUUUCGCAUACAGCCCCAAAAUGCUGAAAGAACUGCUCAAGGAUCAUGGCCUGCUCGAGCAUGGCUCGAAGGAGAAGAACCUAAAUCGUUUCAUGUCUCACAUUGGAAUUCGCUUUCAACUUGUGCCCCUACCAGAGGGUGAAACAAACUAGCAUCUCACCAUACACGUCUGCUCUGGGUAACCUGAGAACAGUGCGGCAUCGAAUUUGUAUUAUCUCGCUGUAUCUUGUUGUACACUAUACAUCCAUCAUGUCAUGGGCUGAAAUCGACGCAUACUACGAC
Molecule: messenger RNA, 967 nt
Organism: Somion occarium
Lineage: Eukaryota; Fungi; Basidiomycota; Agaricomycetes; Polyporales; Cerrenaceae
Source: the annotation of a GenBank genome assembly